This is a messenger RNA of Tupaia belangeri chinensis (Chinese tree shrew), 3596 nucleotides long. RefSeq names its product leucine rich repeat and fibronectin type III domain containing 5 (gene LRFN5). The transcript has 6 exons. Bases 1118 to 3277 code for a protein of 719 amino acids. NCBI's taxonomy places the organism in Eukaryota, Metazoa, Chordata, Mammalia, Scandentia, Tupaiidae. Gene Ontology annotation, biological process: regulation of presynapse assembly; synaptic membrane adhesion. Gene Ontology annotation, cellular component: GABA-ergic synapse; glutamatergic synapse; cell surface. Gene Ontology annotation, molecular function: protein binding. The record is from RefSeq and is a predicted model, not a curated record.
CCGCGGCGAGCGGGCGGGGCGCGGGUGGCGCUGUGUGCAGCGGCGCGCAGGGAGGCGGUGAGCGUGUGCAGAACUGUCCAAACCCAAGACUCUGUGUGCAUGUGUCUGUGUACGCGCGCGCGUGUGAGUGUGUGAGUGUGUUUACGCGUGUGUUUCCUUCUUCCCUUUAGGAUGUGAAUGGCUUCGCAGCUGGAGGCUCCCUUAGGAUUCUUGACUUUGGGGAGCUGUGGGUUGUGAGCACAACCCACCCAUGCAAUCCAUUUUGCAUGGUCGGUUAUAUCAGGAAAAAGCGCAACUGGACGGGGGUGGGGCAGACCAAGGAAACCUCUGGAAACACACACAUACGCACGCUUAUACGAAAGAGGAAGAACCGAGAGACCUGAGGAGACUUUCAUAACCUCAAUGUUGGCCCUUCCAUUUUCCGGAAAGAUCCUGGGUAUUUUCUACGAUUUCAAGUCGUCUUGUCAUCUCGCUAGUGUUUUGUAAGCCGCUUUCCAGCUAGCUGCGUGUGUCUGUGUGUGUUUGUGUGUGCGCGCGUGUGUGUGUGCGCGCGCGCCAAUCUAAUGCAUUUGACUGUCUUUUAUCCAACUGCCCAGAAGCAAAUGUGUUAACUCGGCGAUGCCUCUCCAUGCACGGGCUCUCGAAGAGAGCGGAGGACGCCCAGACCCAUUUUUCUGGCCGGAUUCGGAACCGCUGUUGGGCUGUGGACUCAGGUGUGUGGAUCGCCUUACCCAGAGGCUUGGAAAGCGCUAGUGUUAACCUGCUUGCAGGUACAUCGCAAGGUCAAGAGACAGUCUUGCAGCCUUCUGGUUUCCGUGCAUCUAGACUUUGCUGCCUUGGCCGGAAGGAUAUUUACGUGUUGGUCCACAGCAUUUGAAGCCAAAAGUUCAGCCCUUCCAGGUGGUUCGCUGUACAAGCAAGAGUCCCCGUAACCAUUCAGCCAGGUGUUGAGAAGACAUGUAGUAACCGGUCACCCUUCCUUCUGCCACCAUCCUCAGAAUCAGCUUUGGAGAUGCUUUCACCCUGUCCGUUUUCUGCAGCAGCCAGGCAGAGUACUGACUCCUUCACGACAGUGAGGAACUCUUCAGGCUCCAGAAGCUCUUAAAUCUGAUCUACAAUGGAAAAAAUUCUUUUAUAUCUGUUUUUCAUUGGCAUAGCAGUGAGAGCUCAGAUCUGUCCAAAGCGUUGUGUCUGUCAGAUUUUGUCUCCUAAUCUUGCAACCCUUUGUGCCAAGAAAGGGCUUUUAUUUGUUCCACCAAACAUUGACAGAAGAACUGUGGAACUGCGGUUGGCAGACAAUUUUGUUACAAAUAUUAAAAGGAAAGAUUUUGCCAAUAUGACCAGCUUGGUGGACCUGACUCUAUCCAGGAAUACAAUAAGUUUUAUUACACCUCAUGCUUUUGCUGACCUACGAAAUUUGAGGGCUUUACAUUUGAAUAGCAACAGAUUGACUAAGAUAACAAACGACAUGUUCAGUGGGCUUUCCAACCUCCAUCAUUUGAUACUGAACAACAAUCAGCUGACUUUAAUUUCCUCUACAGCAUUUGACGAUGUAUUUGCCCUUGAGGAGCUCGAUCUGUCCUAUAAUAAUCUAGAAACCAUUCCUUGGGAUGCUGUUGAGAAGAUGGUUAGCUUGCAUACCCUUAGUUUGGAUCACAACAUGAUUGAUAACAUUCCUAAGGGGACUUUCUCCCACUUACAUAAGAUGACUCGGCUAGAUGUAACAUCAAAUAAAUUGCAGAAGCUACCACCUGACCCUCUCUUUCAGCGAGCUCAGGUACUAGCAACCUCAGGAAUCAUAAGUCCAUCGACUUUCGCAUUAAGUUUUGGUGGAAACCCCUUGCAUUGCAACUGCGAAUUGUUGUGGUUAAGGCGUCUGAGCAGAGAAGAUGACCUAGAAACCUGUGCUUCUCCUGCACUUUUAACUGGCCGCUACUUCUGGUCCAUUCCUGAGGAGGAGUUUCUGUGUGAACCUCCUCUCAUUACUCGUCAUACACAUGAGAUGAGAGUCCUGGAGGGUCAGAGAGCAACGCUGCGGUGCAAAGCCCGGGGAGACCCUGAACCUGCCAUUCACUGGAUCUCUCCUGAAGGAAAACUUAUUUCAAAUGCAACAAGAUCUCUGGUGUAUGAUAAUGGAACCCUUGACAUCCUUAUAACGACUGUGAAAGAUACAGGUGCUUUUACCUGCAUUGCUUCCAAUCCUGCGGGGGAAGCAACACAAACAGUUGAACUUCAUAUAAUUAAGCUCCCUCACUUACUAAACAGUACAAACCACAUCCAUGAGCCUGAUCCUGGUUCUUCAGACAUCUCAACUUCUACUAAGUCAGGUUCGAAUGCAAGCAGUAGUAACGGAGAUACUAAAAUGAGUCAAGAUAAAAUUGUUGUGGCAGAAGCAACAUCAUCAACGGCACUACUUAAAUUUAAUUUUCAAAGAAAUAUCCCUGGGAUACGUAUGUUUCAAAUCCAGUACAAUGGUACUUACGAUGACACCCUUGUUUACAGAAUGAUACCUCCCACGAGCAAAACUUUUCUGGUCAAUAAUCUGGCUGCUGGAACUAUGUAUGACUUGUGUGUCUUGGCAAUAUAUGACGAUGGCAUCACUUCCCUCACUGCCACAAGAGUCGUGGGUUGCAUCCAGUUUACUACGGAACAGGAUUAUGUGCGUUGCCAUUUCAUGCAGUCCCAGUUUUUGGGAGGCACCAUGAUUAUUAUUAUUGGUGGAAUAAUUGUAGCAUCUGUGUUGGUUUUCAUCAUUAUUCUCAUGAUCCGGUAUAAGGUUUGUAACAAUAACGGGCAACACAAGGUCACCAAGGUUAGCAAUGUUUAUUCUCAAACUAACGGGGCUCAAAUCCAAGGCUGCAGUGUAACACUGCCCCAGUCCGUGUCCAAACAGGCUGUGGGGCCUGAAGAGAACACCCAGUGUUGUAAAGUGGCCAAUGACAAUGUGAUUCAAUCUUCUGAAACUUGUUCGAGUCAGGACUCCUCUACCACUACCUCUGCUUUGCCUCCUACCUGGACUUCAAGCACUUCUAUGUCCCAAAAGCAGAAAAGAAAGACUGGCACAAAGCCAAGUACCGAACCACAGAGUGAAGCUGUUACAAAUGUCGAAUCGCAAAACACUAACAGGAACAACUCAACUGCAUUGCAGUUAGCUAGCCGACCGCCUGAUUCUGUCACAGAGGGACCCACAUCUAAAAGAGCACACACAAAGCCAAAUGCUUUGAUGACUAAUGUUGACCAGAUUGUCCAGGAAGCACAGAGGCUGGAGUUAAUCUGAAGAGCACCACUUCUCUCUCUCCUGAAAAAAGUUGCCACUGAUAUUUUUACUGGAUAAAAUUUAAAAAAAACGUUUCAAUUCACAAAGGCUUAUUGUUGAACUGGUGUCCUAGAAGAAACUGUCCAGAGGAGCCAAGAUGGAAGUCUCUGACGCUGGCGGAACUGGCUCCAUCAACUCAUGGUUCAUCCCCUUUUAAGACCAAUUUUUUUUUUCUUCUGGUCUACAAGUAUUUUUUUUUUUUCUUUUUAAUGAAAGAAAGAAAAAGCCUACAUUGGCAUCAAAUUCUGUAUCAAUCCAUCUUACAUUGCCAUCCAUGAUU